Messenger RNA from Talaromyces proteolyticus, 756 nucleotides. RefSeq lists its product as uncharacterized. NCBI's taxonomy places the organism in Eukaryota, Fungi, Ascomycota, Eurotiomycetes, Eurotiales, Trichocomaceae. The record is from RefSeq and is a predicted model, not a curated record. The transcript has a single exon. Bases 1 to 756 code for a protein of 251 amino acids.
AUGGUUGUUCUGAAAGCAUACGCCUUCCUUGCGGCACCAGCCGCUGUGCUACUCUCAGUCAUGGCACUUCCUGUCGCACAACAGCAACGACCUGCCACCAUUGAGCCACGAAGAGCAACUUACUCUGUUGUCAAUGUCGAUAGCGGCGCAACAGCGACAGCGACGGCAUCAGAAACGACAACAGUCACAGAAGUCGUGGCAACAGCCACAGUUGAUGUAACAAGCACAGCAGUUUCUGUUGUGCAACCUACUGCUAAGCCUCAGAGCGUUGUCACGGUGACAGUAACCGCAUCCAGUUUGUCUGGGGCGAGUACCACGACAACUACACCAACAUCACUACCCACUGUACCAACAGCCACCUUUACAACUACAACUACAUCUACAUCUACAUCUACAUCUACAUCUACAUCUACAUCUACAUCUACAUCUACAUCUACAUCUACGCCAUCGUCUACAUCAACAACUUCUGCUAGCUCAACACAUAUUCCAGUGCCGUCAACAACGACGCGACCUUCGUCAUCGGCAGUCCCGACCCCACCGCCGACCUCAGCUACUUCUUCUGCAGUUGUAGUUCCUUCUUAUACAUCCAACUCAAUACCGAGAAUCCCGUCCUCUUCGGUCACAUUAUUACCAACAGGCGGCCUGUAUCCAUCUCAAGAAACUGGGUCUUUUGGCUGGAAUGCUCCUAGCAAGCGAAGAGAUGUCGUGAGACGCUCCUUGAACGUGCUGUCCGGGUUUCCCGAAGAGAAGAAAUAA